GCCAUCGCCAACAGAGCCCUCUCCUACGCAUCCCGCGCAACACCACAACCCAAAUCACCCCUCCUCCCGCUCAGUCUACCGGCAUGGCACAAACAGGCGCUGGCGGGUCGUACAACAACCCGCUGAAGAAGUUCAAACUUGUCUUUCUUGGGGAACAAAGCGUUGGCAAGACGUCCCUCAUCACACGCUUCAUGUACGACUCGUUCGACAAUAUGUACCAAGCCACCAUCGGCAUCGACUUCCUCUCCAAGACAAUGUACCUCGAAGACAGGACGGUGCGGUUACAGCUUUGGGAUACGGCAGGCCAGGAACGAUUUAGGAGCUUGAUCCCGUCCUACAUCCGGGACUCGAGCGUGGCGGUGGUGGUCUAUGACAUCUCAAACGCAAAAUCCUUCCAAAACACACGAAAAUGGAUCGACGACGUGCGCGCGGAGCGCGGCAACGACGUCAUCAUCGUGCUGGUGGGCAACAAGACGGACCUCAACGACAAGCGCGAGGUGACGACGCAACAGGGCGAGGAGGAGGCCAAGCGCAACAACCUCAUGUUUGUCGAGACGAGCGCCAAGCUCGGCCACAACGUCAAGACGCUCUUCAAGAGGAUAGCCCAGGCGCUGCCCGGCAUGGAGGGCACCGACGCUGCCGCCCAGGCGUCGAGUCAGAUGAUUGAUGUCAAGACACCCGCUGCACCGGCGCAGCAGGAGGGGUGUGCUUGCUGAAGAGGGAUGGGAAGCAGGUCGGAGGACCGAUGAGGUGUGGAAUGUGGAUGAGGACCUGGAGGGAAGGAUGGAGAUACCGAUAUCCGUUGAUACUGCGCCGCCGGGUCUGGGAGGUGGGAUACGGUGGGACCUGGGUGCCGUCUGCAUCAGCGUUACGGGAAGCAAUUUACUAAUAUGUACCUGAUACACAAUGCUUUGAAUGUCCUGGGCAUCGCUCCUAAGCUAACGUUGACCUUCUGAAAUGAGAAUUGCUAUGUGCUCAGUAUCGCACCAUCCAGUGUAAUGUGUAAUUUCCAUCCCUCCAUCGUAUGGAUAAAGAGUACCGGGUACCUAGCUGAUCA
This is a messenger RNA of Parathielavia appendiculata, 1057 nucleotides long. Its product is annotated as ras-domain-containing protein. Gene Ontology annotation, biological process: vesicle-mediated transport. The transcript is spliced from 5 exons. NCBI's taxonomy places the organism in Eukaryota, Fungi, Ascomycota, Sordariomycetes, Sordariales, Chaetomiaceae. The record is from RefSeq and is a predicted model, not a curated record. Gene Ontology annotation, molecular function: GTP binding; GTPase activity. The coding region runs from base 84 to 716 and encodes 210 amino acids.